AUGGUGUCAAGGUGUGAUGAAUGUCAAAGAGCUGGUAAUCUAACCAAGAGGAAUGAGAUGCCACAACAAUACAUACUAGAGCUGGAGCUAUUUGAUGUAUGGGGAAUUGAUUUCAUGGGACCCUUCCCAACCUCCUACUCAAAUAGCUACAUAUUAGUGGCUGUUGAUUAUGUUUCGAGGUGGGUAAAAGCCAUAGCCACUGCAACAAAUGACAACAAGGUUGUGAUAAGGUUCUUGAGAAGGAACAUCUUCAGCAGAUUUGUAGUUCCCAGAGCUCUCAUUAGUGAUGGAGGGACACACUUCUGCAACAAACAACUCGAGACACUGCUUCUCAGAUAUGGAGUAAAGCACAAAGUGGCAACUCCAUACCACCCACAGACCAACGGAAGCUCAGUAAAGGACUGGUCUAAGAAGCUAGAUGAUGCUCUAUGGGCCAACAGGACAGCCUUCAAGACCCCCAUUGGGAUGUCACCAUACCAACUGGUAUUUGGCAAGGCUUGCCACUUGCCAUUUGAACUGGAGCACAGAGCCUUCUGGGCUCUAAAACUACUGAAUUUUGAUGAGCAAGCUGUUGGAGAAAAGAGAUUAAUACAACUCAAUGAGCUGGAAGAGUUUAGAAAUCAAGCAUAUGAGAAUGCAAAAAUCUACAAAGAGAACACAAAAAGGUGGCAUGACCAAAAGAUAGCAAGAAGGGAGUUCACUGAAGGACAGAAGGUGUUACUCUACAACUCAAGACUCAAGUUCUUCCCUGGAAAACUUAAGUCUCGAUGGUCAGGACCUUUCACCAUACUCAAGGUGUUUCCCUAUGGUCAUGUGGAGCUCAUGGAGAACAAAACUCAGAGAACCUUUUCUUUCAAUGGCCAUAGACACAAGCACUACUUGGGAGGCUCCUUGGAAGAGCAGAGAGUGAGCUACAAGCUCAGCUAA
Molecule: messenger RNA, 927 nt
Organism: Arachis stenosperma
Lineage: Eukaryota; Viridiplantae; Streptophyta; Magnoliopsida; Fabales; Fabaceae
Exons: 2
Coding region: 1-927 (308 amino acids)
Biological process (GO): DNA integration
Molecular function (GO): nucleic acid binding
Source: RefSeq, a predicted model, not a curated record